CCAAACAAGUACACACAGACAAACACACACACACUCUCUCUCUCUCUCUCUCUCUCAGAGACACAAAAACAAACACAAGCACAUACACACGGUCUCUAAUUUCUUGACCGUUCAUCCACACGAAAACCUUGUCCUCUGACUACCAGAGAGAGAGAGAGAGAGCCCACAAACUUAAAAGCCCUUUAGAAUUGUUGGUGUAUUGUAUCUCAGCCGCUAACUCUCUUGUUGUGCCAACUUUAUCAGAUAUUUAUUUAUAGUAAUUCUUCUUCUUCUUAUCAUGGGCAAGAGGAAGCGAAUCCCUGAUCACGCCAAUACUCAACCUCCUUCCGAUACCAUGCCGUGCUCCUCAGGGAUGGAACUAAUGUCAGAAGAGACACCUUUGCAUGCAGUUGACUCUAGUGCACUAAACCCACUAUCAUCUGUUUUGGAUCUAACGGAUAGUUCUAUGAAGCUACUGAAUGCCCAUCCUACUGCUGCACAUCACCAGAAUCUUGGCCGUUCAAUAUUUUUGAAACGUUCUCGUCACCACUACAGCCAUCAGUACUCUCGGCGUAACUCAGCCAAUCAUGCCAAUCCAUCAACUUCUCGUGGCAAAGUUGCUUCUUUACGUGAUGAGAGACUAUCCUUCAAGUUGGCUACUCAAUGCAACUCACAGAUUGGACAUCAUUCAGAGUUCAGGGAAAAUAUGUUUUGCAGGCCAGAAAGAAUUAGGUCCGGUUCCAUGGUAAUGGAUGCAAUAUCAUCAGAUGUAGUGAAGAUGGAGUGUGGGACAUGCCAGAAGCAAUUGAGACGGAAACCUUAUUUUCUUGGGAGUACACUGUCUUCUGGUGAACUCUCUGUUGUGGCAGUUUUAGUGUGUGGUCAUGUUUAUCAUGCAGAAUGCUUGGAGCAAAGAACAUGUCUUGAAGAUAAACGUGACCCUCCCUGCCCUAUGUGUCUGAACUUGAUCUCCAACGAUGAUGAAACGAGAGGACAGAAGUAAUUGUAGAGUAUUUUUCAACUUCGCACUAAUGAUACAUAUUAUCUAGAAGAGACGGGGCGGACUUAGAUCAGUAGACAGAAAGCUUAGAUGGGAAUGCAGGCAGCAGUUGUAUGAACAACAGGCUGUUUGACAGGCAGGAAUCUGGCCUUACAUUCUAUUGCAACUAUGAUAAUCUAUAAGUGUUGAAGUGCUAUUGUAUUUCAUUAACUAGUAGCCAUUUGCAAGUUUUUCAAUAGGCAAAUCAUAGUAACCAGCUUAUGUUGUUUUUCUUGAAUGAUAAAGAUGCUGGUUCAUGUAAUAUGUUUUCGGCACCAUAAGUAAUAAUAGUUCUCAAAAAAUCUGUAUUGUAUUACCCUUUUUUUUUGGGGUUAAAUAAUAUUUGCAGCUUGCUAUACUA
Quercus robur (English oak) is the source of this 1379-nucleotide messenger RNA. RefSeq lists its product as uncharacterized. Lineage: Eukaryota; Viridiplantae; Streptophyta; Magnoliopsida; Fagales; Fagaceae. The transcript is spliced from 4 exons. The record is from RefSeq and is a predicted model, not a curated record. The coding region runs from base 278 to 982 and encodes 234 amino acids.